UUACAGUUGAUUAGCUGGGCUGCGUCUCUCUCGAGAAGGAGAAAAGCCCAACAUUUUGAAGUCAGCGCAAGACUAAUAAUUGCAAAUACAGAAAUCAAGAGAGAGAUGGCGGAUGCAGCAAUUGAGUUCCUGCUUGAAAACAUUAAGGAGAUCAUGCAAUACCACGCCAAUUCAAUCAUAGGUGCGAAGCGCGAAAUCGAGAAUCUGGAGAGCGAUCUCCGCUUCUUCAGAGAAUUUCUGAGGGACAGAGUGAAGAAGCGGAGAAAGGAUGAGUUUAUGAAGGUGGUGGUGAGGGAGAUUCAAGAUCUUGUUUAUGAGUCCGAAGAUAUCAUUGACGUCUUUAUUACCAACGGCGUCCACCAAAAAAGCACCAAGAGCUCCUCCUCGAUAGAUCUCCAUGCCAUUGACAAAAGGGUUAAGGGGAUUAAACAGAAGAUCGAGCUGCGCUGGCCCCAUUCCGACAUCUUGAGCUUCGAUUGUGCAGACAACCGUGAAAAACCUGAGAGCAGUAACUUUUCUAAUUUCUUCGAGUAUUCAUUGGAUUUCUGCCCUGGAAAACUUCUCAAACAGCCUCGGCCACCAAGAAUGAAAAAUGUGGUGGGCUUCAAAGAUGUGACGGAAGAUCUGAUACGCCGUCUGACUCAAGAAACCAACUAUUUUGAUGUCAUUUCUGUGAUUGGUAUGUUUGGGCUGGGCAAGACGACAUUGGCAUGCAAGGUUUAUAAUGAUCUAGAAAUCCAAUGCUUCUUCCCCAUCCGUAUAUGGCUUUCUAUUUCACAGGAUUUCUCAGCCAGAGAUAUCUUUCUAGACAUUCUCAAACAACUCACCACUAUAAGUGACCAUAUACUUGCCAAAAAUGACCAUGAGUUAGCUUAUAUGGUUGCUGAUCUUCUGAAGCGAGGAAGAUUCUUGAUCGUCAUGGAUGAUGUAUGGGAAACUGCAGAUUGGGAUAGACUUCAUGCGGCUCUGCCCGAAGACAAUACAAAAGGUAAAGUCUUGAUCACCUCUCGUAUGAAUGGAGUAAGCUACUAUGCGAGCCGGCCGAGACCUCCCUACAAUUUGCGUCUCUUUAACUUGGAAGAAAGCUGGGAGCUGCUUCGGUUGGAGGCACUUGGCAAGCUGGACUGCCCUUCUCAAUUGGAACUUGUCGGACGACGAAUUGCAAAGAGUUGUGAUGGUCUGCCACUUGCAAUAGCAGUCAUAGGAGGCAUGCUUGCCACUAGGUCUUCAGGCUCAGUUACCACUGCAACGAGAAGAUAUUGGGAAAAAGUGUCCGAUCACGUGAGCUCAUAUGCCAUUGGGAAUGACCCGGCAGAUCGCAUGCAAAAAUCUAUAUCUCUGAGCUAUGACAAAUUACCUUACCACUUGCGCCCAUGCUUUCUCUAUUUCGGGUUGUUCCCAAAGGACUAUGAAAUUCCAGUGUCUAAAUUGAUCCGCAUGUGGAUAGGAGAAGGAUUCGUACAAGAAAACCGUGAUUGUAGCUUGGAGGAAACUGCAGAGAAGUAUUUGGAGGAUCUUAUUAACAUAAACUUAGUCAGAAACGAGAAGUUUAUGCCUUAUGGUAAGGUCAAAACAUGCCGGGUUCAUGAUAUGGUACGUGAUUUCUGCUGCAUUGAAGCUGCAAAUGAAAACUUUCUCCAAGAAAUCAAGUGCAACAAUGACGGACAGUUCACACCCUCAACUUCCUACACUGUCAAGUAUCGUCGCCUUUCUCUUCAUUCUAAGUGCUUGGACUUUAUCUCAUUACGACUUUUUGGUCCUCGUGUCAGCUCAUUUGUUUGUUUAUCCAAGGAUACAUAUUUCAUGUCUCCAGAGAACAGUUCAAACAUCAUUGGAAGCUUCAAACAGCUCAGAGUUUUAGAUGUUUUGCCCUUCAAGUUCACCAAGAUUGACGUUGACCUGUAUAAUCUGCUUCAUUUGAGAUACAUUGCCUUGUCGUCAAACUUGUCAGUUCUUCCAUCAAAGUUCAACCAGCUAUGGAACAUACAAACUCUUAUAGUUGACACUACAUGUCGUACGCUUAAAGUUGAAGCGGAUAUAUGGACGAUGAAUCAGUUGAGGCAUUUCAAGACAAAUGCCACCGCUACGUUGCUCAAGUCAACUAAAAGUGGCGAAAUAGGUGAACGGCGCCUUCAAACACUUGGCUUAAUCUCGGUGGAAAGUUGCACAGAGGAACUCUCUCAUCAGGCGCCCAAUCUGAAGAAAUUGGGCAUCCGUGGGCAAUUGGCAUUGCUUUUUAACAGAAGGAGUGGAGUUUUUGAUUUGAGGAAUAUGAGUGAACUUGGAAAGCUGAAACUAAUAAACGACGUAUAUCCUAACCCAGGGAGGGAAGGGGGAUUGAGUGGCCUUCCUCAACCUCAUCAGUUCCCACCCAGCCUCACGAGCCUUACAUUAUGUGCUACUUUCCUCAGUUGGGAACAUAUGUCUACCCUCGGAUUGCUGAAGAGACUUGAGGUGCUCAAGCUAAAAGAUUAUGCGUUCAGUGGGGACAUCUGGGAGGCUGCUGAUGGAGGUUUCCGGUGUCUUGAACUUUUGUACAUUGAAGACACGGAUUUAAUUGAUUGGAAUGCUUCGUCCCAUCACUACCCCAAGCUCAACACCCUUGUGCUCAAAAACUGUGAGAAGCUUCGUGGAAUUCCAGCUGAGCUAGCUGACAUACCAAGCCUCCAAAAGUUGGAGUUGCAUACUUGCAUAUCUGCAGCUGAAUCUGCCAAGGACAUUUUGGAUGCAAAGAAACAGACACUGGCCGAAGGCUCUGCAUUCACGUUGUCCAUCUUUCCUCCUAUUUAAUGAUCAACUUUUAUUUAUCUUGCCAAGUUAUCUUUCAAAUUCUGACUCUCCUAGCAAAUCUUGUGUUUAUUUGAUCUCUGAUCUCAAUUAUCUUUCGCAGCAUUUUUAUUCAACCACGUGAGCUUAUGGUAGGUGAGAACUAGUAAUCUAUACCUAUUAUAAAAGAUAUAAUUGAAUUAUAGUAGUCUGUGUUUGAUGCGUAUUUUUGCUAGAAUCACUGAGUUGAUGUUGCAAUAUUUGGUUUUGAUAAAGUUCCUGUUGUUAACGCCAACCAAAACAAAAUACAUGUAAAGUUGAAGUCUCAAAAUGUAACAGAGGACUAUAUUUGGGUGAUAAAAUGUUGUUGUUUCUCUUACCAAA
Molecule: messenger RNA, 3150 nt
Organism: Salvia miltiorrhiza (redroot sage)
Lineage: Eukaryota; Viridiplantae; Streptophyta; Magnoliopsida; Lamiales; Lamiaceae
Product: putative late blight resistance protein homolog R1A-10
Exons: 2
Coding region: 106-2790 (894 amino acids)
Biological process (GO): defense response to other organism
Molecular function (GO): ADP binding
Source: RefSeq, a predicted model, not a curated record